Ophidiomyces ophidiicola is the source of this 1113-nucleotide messenger RNA. RefSeq lists its product as uncharacterized. The record is from RefSeq and is a predicted model, not a curated record. The transcript has 3 exons. Gene Ontology annotation, molecular function: serine-type endopeptidase activity. Gene Ontology annotation, biological process: proteolysis. Lineage: Eukaryota; Fungi; Ascomycota; Eurotiomycetes; Onygenales; Onygenaceae. Bases 1 to 1113 code for a protein of 370 amino acids.
AUGGGAACCCCUUCAAAACUAGGCGCAAACCCCUCGAUGGCUGUACUUCAUCAAAAUGGUGGGAGCGGCUGUGGAGCAACACUUAUUGGCCCUAAGCAUGCCAUUACGGCUGCUCACUGCAUAACAAAUCGGGUUGCAGAUUACUCUGUCCGCGUAGGUUCUCUUGCUCGUUUUCGUGAUGGACAAGUAUCCCGUGUGUCCCGAAUCAAAAUCCACGAGCGAUAUAGGGAGGGCAGAAGCUUUGACAACGACAUUGCCCUUUUGAUAUUGGAAGAACCUAUCAGAGAAGGACAAAACGUUCGAUAUGCCAAAUUGCCAAAACAAGGGUCAGACAUGGCAGCCAACUCACAGGUGACGGCUGUAGGCUGGGGAAAUACAUAUCCCAACCCUAAGCAGGACAGUAGCUCUCGUACCUUGAUGGAGGUAACGAUUCCUGUCCAAGCGCGUAACGAUUGCCAGAAACUCUAUGGGGUACAACCGAUGACUGGUCAGUCGUCUAUUACUGAAAACAUGAUCUGUGCGGGUGGAAAUGGUGGAGAUUCAUGUUUCGGAGAUAGUGGAGGCCCUUUGUAUGAGGAGGCAACUGCCAGGAGUGUGAUUGUUGGUAUCGUGUCAUUUGGUGAAAGCUGUGGUGCACGCCAUUUUCCAGGAGUAUAUACCAGAGUUGCACAGUACAUUGACUGGAUCAAGGCUAAUGGUGCUGGCGGGCAAGGAGGGACCGACACUGUGGACGAAGGACAGCCCCAAAAUGAAGACCAAGACCAAGGGCUUGGUCCUGUGAAUGGCCACCCGGGUCGUCCGGUGGACCAAGGAGGUCGUCCUAUAAACGGCAACCCGGGUCGUCCGGUGGACCAAGGAGACCGUCCUAUAAACGGCAACCCGGGUCGUCCAGUGGACCAAGGAGGUCGUCCUAUAAACGGCAACCCGGGUCGUCCAGUGGACCAAGGAGGUCGUCCUAUAAACGGCAACCCGGGCCAUCCUGUGGACCAAGGGGGCGCUCGGCCAGUGAACGAAUGGCAAAAUCAUCCAUUUGACGAAGGCGAAGAGGAUAUUGUGAAUAUAUUAAAAGACCACCUAGAGAAGUGGGGGCGAGAUGGUGCGUUGGAUUAUUAG